UGCUAUUACUAGUUUGUGACAAGGGUUGGAUUUUAUUAAAAAUAUAUUUUGUUAUAACUAAUCUGUGACUAGAGUUGGGCUCCAUCAAUAAGAUUUUUUGUUAUAACUAGUCUGUGGCAAGGGUUGCGUUUCAUUGCUAAGCUAUAUUCUUAUUAACAGUCAUUGACAAGGGUUGGGUUCCAAUGAUGAUAUAUUUUGUUAUUACUAGUCUGUGACAAGGGUUAGUUUCCAUUAAUAAGAUAUUUUGUUAUUACUAGUCUGUGACAAGGAUUGGGUUCAAUUAAUAAGAUAUUUUGUUAUAACUAGUCUGUGACAAUGGUUGAGAACCAUUAAUAGAAUAUAUUUUUAUUGAUUGUCUGUGAGAAGGGUAGGUAACUAUUAAUAAGAUAUUUUGUUCUUAUGUUGUCUGUGAUAAGGGUUGGGCUCCAUUAAUUAGAUAUUUUGUUAUUACUAGUCUGUGACAAAGGUUGGGUUCCAUUAAUAAGAUAUUUUAUUACUACUAGCCUGUGACAAGGGUUGGAUUCCAUUAAUAAGAUACUUUGUUAUUAUUAGUCUGUGACAAGGGAUGGGUUCCAUUUGGAGUCAACUGCUACUGGUUCUCGGAAGAGAGUUCCACCUUUAAAGGCACUCAGGUAAGUAAUAUCAUGCCCACUUUAUAUAGAAUUAAUUGUUAUUACACAAUGGGUAACUCUCUCGUAAUAUGCACCCCCCCCCCCCCGUUGACAAGUCAGAUGUGUAGUUCAUAUACCCGUAGGGGAAAACAAAAUUUAGUACCCUAAUCCACUGAUUUCUCUGAUGUGUUCAAAAGUCAUAUUGAACAUCAGACUGCUAGUAUGAUGGCAUAUUUUUACAUGAAUUGAGCAAUUUCCAGCUUACUUAUAAGAUACACUGCAACAACAAGACCUCCACACUCCUAGAGAUCGGGGGACGGGGACAACAAUACCUCCAUACUCCUAGAGAUCGGGGGACCCUGGGAGGAGAGAUAGAUACAUGUGCGGAUUUUGUUGAAAGGUAAAUUAUGUUUGUCAAUUUUGAACGAUCUUAAAAUCGGGAAUAAGUCGCAUGUUUAAAAAAAAUAGAUCAGAUAUAGGGAAGUGCAUUCUGACAUGCUAUCACAUAUUUACUCCUUUGUGCAGUAGAUAUCGCUUAUUACAUCAAUUUUCAUUAUUAUGAUAUGUUGUCCUACGCCAUUUUUGACAUCACAAAGGAAUGUCAAUUUUACAUAGUUUGUUUACAAAAUGUCAGGAAGCAAAAUUCCCAACAAUCCCCAAAACCAACGUCAAUGAAUAACCGGAGGGGUGAACAUGCUAUGUGAAUUUAUAAAUCAUCACAAAACGGGGGAUCCUAUAUUUAAUCUAUGUCAUAGUGGGUUCAGGGGUCCGUGCUUGUCCCACACUUUUGCUUUGUAUCGAUUUUGGGGGUUGUGACAUUGAUCACUGUUCUUUAUCUUUACCUUUCAUGUAUGAUACGUAUUCCAUCUACACUAAAGCUUAUACUCUGUAAGACACUAAGUCACAAGAUGGAGACUGAAAUGUUUUGUGAAAUUAUUUCUAUCGAUCGAUUUGUUUGUCUAUCAUUGUAGCUCAGUGGCUAAAGUAUUGGGCUGUUGAACCGCAUAUCGCUAGUUCAAAUCCGCCAGAGUCUUUUGCACAUAUGUGUUGAAAUAGUUUUUUUUUUUUUUUUUUUUUUUUGGUUAUUUUUUAAAAUCGUGUUUUUCUCCCAAAUAUGAAUAUGUUCUGCCUGUUUGAUAUCUAUACUUAUUAUAUAUCAUUAUAUCCUUUAUGAUUAAAUCAAUUUGUACUGAUUUGAGAAACUAUUUUUAGGUGUAGUGAGCCACAUUUUAAAUGAAACCUUGAUUGUUUUCAAUAUUAACAGAAGUGAAGAAGGGACAUGUAUGUUUCGACAACAUUUUUUGUAUAUGAUUGCUUAUGAUUGUUGUGGAAUUAUAUCUCGGAAAUAUAUUCCAGUCACGUAUAAAAGCGUCUUAGUUACAAGUAGCUACUAAUACUACGAUAAAGAUGUAUGUCACAUUGAAGAAAUAUGAUAUUGAUGAAACGUAGAGGAUACGUAAAACAAUAUUUUGAAAUUGUAAACUUUCAAAUUUUCAAAAACAAAUUAAACCACUGCUGGACUCAAACCCGCAGUCUACAGUUCAGCAGUCAAAGCACUAACCUACUGAGCUAUAUAUUCAGCUAGGCAAUGAAUUUUGAAUUGAAUGGACAAAUAUUGCUGGUAUCUAUAUUUUAGGCCAUGAUUUAAAAGGAAAUCGACUAUUAUAACAAUGUAGAGUGCCUCCUUAAAUGCUGUUGCUAUUUAAAGAUUUUUCUGACAGGGUAUAAAGGAGUGUGGCUUGGUAUAACGGACUUCCUCAUAGACGGAGUGUUUCUUUCUGCCUCUACUGCAAGCAGAGUUUACUACACCAGUUGGAAAUCUGGGCAGCCUGACGGCGGGCAACUGGAAAGCUGUGGGAUGUUUGAACCGGCGGAAGGAGCGUGGAGUAAACACAUCAGGUUGAUGCCAAAGAAUGGGACAUGGAGCGACACGUCAUGUGACGGACAGUUAGAGUUUGUUUGUGAAAAGAAAGGAUCGCGGAGAUGGAGAUCUGUGUAUCGAAGAUAUUAAAGAGCAUUAAAAGUCGUUCAUGAAAUGACAUGGCGUUGUGUGGAUCAUGUAUACAAUUUUCAGUUAUUUAGUAGCAACUGUUAUUGGAAUACAUAUUCCGUAAUAAAGUUUUACAGAUCAGAAACUUAAGUAGAAGUUAAAGAGGGUUUUAGUAAUACAUGAAGGACAUUGAACAUGUUAACUAAACAGCUAAAAUAAUCAACGAGAAUAUACCGCGAAAAUUUUUACGAUGCACAAAGUGAAGAUAACGAACAUUGAAAAUUUUAUAAAACCUAUAAACAGAACACAAUUAAGAGUUGGACAAAGACAAACCCCUGGGAUCACCAGAGGCGAGAGCAGGUGCCUAGCAGGAGUAAGCACAUCUUGUUGACCAGUCACAGAAUCUAGAACUAAGCAUCCCCUGUCGACUGGUCUACACCUGCAGCUACUCCUAUAACUGUGCAAUAGUUCGUACUUAUUAUGCUUUUAUUAUACCCUUCACUUUAUGAAAGGUGAAGAUAACGAACAAUGAUCAAUCGCAUAACUCCUACAAGCAAUACAAAGUAGAUAGUUGGGCAAACUCGCUGAAAUCUUCCUUUGAUCUAAUGAUUUAACUGUACAUAUAAUGUUUGAUUUCUAUACAAUUCUUUUUUUUUUUUACUUUGGUGUUUUCAGAUGUGAGCUAGUGGUGGGGGUAGUAUGUGAUGCACGAUACGAUAACUUUAUAUUGAACGGGAAGACUGCGUGCGUCCUUAUUUCCUUCCUCGUAUCGAGUCAGUACACAAUCAACGGAGGAAAAAGGUGAUUUUCUGUCAUUUGUUUGUAAAGCCAGCGUUUCUUAUAACAAACUCUGCGGAUUCCUUACCUAGAGGUGGAUCUAGGAAGUUUUAAAGAGCGUUAUGUAGAGAUGACCUCCGAGGAAACCGCGAUUGAAAUGGAUCGGCUCAACAACGAGCAGGGAACCAUUUUAGGUCACAGCGCACCAGGGUCUUCUGAUGAGAGCGACAACGAUACGGCUGAGAAAACUGCCGGGGACGUCCAGGAUCACUUCGCCAUACGUGAUGUGGUGCCACAAUGUCGUACCUUUGCUGGGAUGAAAAUCGUUGAUUUCUUUGACAGAGAUAAAAUCAAAAUAGGACAGCGGGUAGUCCGUGGAGUUGAUUGGGACAGGGAGGACGAGGAUGGGGGAGAAGGAAACGUGGGAACUGUGGUGGAAAUCCUCAACAACUCUCAACAGGUGCGCGUCCAGUGGGAUUCCCAGGACACAUUGAACGCUCAGGAAAACCCCUACAAGUUUAUUUAUAGAACAGGGAUGGACAAAAAAUAUGACCUGCGACUUUUUUAUAACGCUCAGACAGGGGUGUAUCACAAGUUCUGCGACUGUGACAGUUGUGGUGAGGUCCCAAUCCGAGGAAUGAGGUGGAGGUGUUUGUACUGCGAGGAUUACAAUCUAUGUACGGAAUGUUACAUGUGCGACAUUCAUGAAAAAGGUCACGUGUUUGAACGACACCAAAGAAUGAAAACGAUCAGUGUUAAUGUGGGGAUGAGGGCAGAUUUACAGGACGUGAAAGCUAAGGGAAUAUUUCCUUCAUCGGAUGUAAAAUCCAGGAAAGACCCACAUCUGACAGGUACCGUUGAGGCUGUUGAUGACAAUAUCGCCAUUACAUAUAACUGUGACGCAAAGGUCACGUGGGAAGAGGAGGGAUUCACCAAAAGAUACCGGGUGGGAAGAGAAGGUAAAGUGGACAUCAAGUUUACAGAGCCCGCGAGAGUGAAGUAUUUACAGGACCAUCUGCAGGGAAUCACUGAAGGCAAUGUAGCUGAAGGAAUACGAGUCGUGAAAAAAUCCGACAAUGAUGACGUGACCGUUGGAACAAUCACCCAUUCACCGGAAAUUGAUAUAAUGAAAAGAGACUCGAAACGAGGACAAAGACGCCCAAUCUCCAAAGACCGAGGAUCUCUCAACCCGCACCAAAGAAAGAAAGUCCGAGCUAAAGAAAAGACGGUUGGAAAUCAGCAUUGUUUAGUCACCGUGCAGUUGGAUAAUGGAGAAAUUGUUAAAAUGGAUACGAAAGAAAUAUUAUUGUUUGACAACAGUCAGAUAGGAAUUUAUCAUGAUGCUUUGUGCGCUGGGUGUGAAAGCGGCCACAGGAUCAAAGGAAUGAGAUGGAGGUGUACCGAGUGUCCUAACUAUGACCUCUGUACAUCAUGCUACAUGUCUGCGAAGGAUAAACAUCUCGACCAUAAAUUCCAGCGAAUCACUGAGCCUGCAGAAAGGGAACAGCUAAAGACCACUCGCACAACCCCAGGAGUACAAGUGAGAACGGCUCUAGGAAUGUUCACAGGCGCCAAGGUCCAGGAACUGGAAGGCAAUACAGAUAAAGCACAAGGAAAGAAGGGCACCAUAACAGAAAUAUGCCAUUACAGAAAAAACGAGGCAAGGUGUAUCGUCGUUGUUAACAGAGAUGGUGACGUGGAUGAACAAGUUAUAGGACAUUUUACCGAUUUUCAAAAUGACCAAAACAAUGAAUGCUUCUUUUAUUAUCCAUCACAUCUGCCCGACUUGGGAAAAGAUAUCCAGGGAUAUGUCGAAGUGAAAGACAAGACCAGUCAUGCAAAAAUUGAUGUUGAACUGUGGUAUGAGAGAGAUGUCCCCAAGUGCUCGCCAGAAGUUCAACACAGGCUUUAUCUGAUUUUUGCACACAAACCAGAAGAAGUUACCACGGCAUCAUUCAAGAAUACUUUGAACAGGUUUCGCCCUUUAGAGGACGUGAGGAAAUUCGCACGUAAAUCUCGUUUGCCGUGUCAGCUUGCAGUUGAGAAGGUACUUUUUGUUGACGAAGCGGUCGUCAUCCACAAAGACACCACUACUUGCACAAUACAAAAUUUGAUAGAUAUGGGCGUCAGGAAGUUGGUCCGCGGGGACACGCGGGAGGACGAAGAUGAACAACUAUAUUUUCUACGAAUGUCAGUGUAUUUAAGUGGAAAAAUUCCCUUGCCCGCCUUUGUUUCACUACGUAACGGAGUAACUCACACCGACGCCCUUUUCAGAGCCUCGGGGAACAAAAUUCCAGUUAUCUGCUUUAAGAAAGAAGCCAAGAAAGUAUAUGUAUUGACAAUGGAAGACGAUGUGUAUUGUGUGAAAGCGAUGGAACAUAAAAUUGAUUUGAAAGCUCCAUGGAAGGUCACCAAUGUGAUCAUGAAGGAUUAUGACGUAGGAAGUGACGGCGGAGAGGAAGAUGAUGAUGAAAUCACUCAACUAGAGGAUAUACCUGCCGAUUUCGAAAACGUGGCUGCGUUGAUUUCCUCUUUGUUGAUUGGAGUAUACAUGUAUGCGUGUUCCUUCGACGCAAGCCGUGAUAUUUUCGGAGGCAACAGUCAUAUUUACCCAAACGCAUUGUCGAUGCAUUUAAUGAAAACUGGGCAAUGGAAAAUACCAAAAAAUUUCAUCAAAGGUUCUUUUAACCAUCGAUCGAUUGAAUUCAUUUGUGAACAAAAAAUGACUGAACAGUUCCAGAAUGGUCUUUGGAGAGAUUUGGUAGCAAAGACUAAAUCGGCUUAUGUCGUACCGAAAUGGAAGAGGAAAGGGAUAGAUUAUGAUGAACGGGAUGUUGCGGAGUGGGACUUGGAUUCAGAGGGAAGAUUAGAUGUGAAAAUUUCAGGCCUUUACGGUUUAAUUUUCUUCGCACUUCUGAGAAAGGGAUAUUAUGAUGGCGCUAAACAGCUGAUAGAAACUGGCUGCGUUAGAAUUUCCCACCUGUUGAUUGGCUGUGUCAUUCUACAAGAAGCGGCAGAUGACUGGAAUACGAGUCAACUGCAAAAGGAAAAGGUCUUGCAGAUGAAAGCAUUGUGCACCCAGCAGGCCUUACGAAUAACGAGUUGUCUUCACGAGGCUGACGCAGACGUCAGGAGAAAAAAUAGAGAGGGGAAGGUAUCAGGACUACGGAUUGAUCACGCGGGAAAACUUCUGUUGAAUCACGGGUACCUUUCAAGCGCCUUAAAGACAGAAAACAGCGCUUAUCUAAACGACGAAAUCGUCAAAAAAGUCAUCAGUCAGAUGUGGUACAAGCAUGAUAGUUUCUCUUUUAAAAAGGGCAUGCUGUUCGUCAUCUUGAUAUUGUUUCACUUCUUGUUGUUGCCUCCAUUGAUGUUCACCAUGGAGAAUACGCCAUUUAAGUGGUUCUACAAGCAGUAUCAGAUUCUUGUCAUGAAAGUUCUUCUAAAUGGGUUUGGUUGGUUGAUGAUCUUGAAUGCACUAGCUUACAUGUUGCUCUUUGAUUUUACCGGCGGAAUAAGUCGAACGGAUUGGUUUAUAAUUGCCUGGAUGACAAGUUUUUUCCUCGACGAAACAAACCAGGUUAUCAUUUCAAUAAGGAGAGGAAAGAUCGGAUCUUACCUCAGGGACUGGUGGAAUCGAUUAGACUGGCUGACACUGAUCGUGUACUGUUGCGGGAUGCUGACUAAAUUAGGUGGUACUAACCACAACGCGUGCAAGACUCUCCUAGUUUUGGCGUUUAUUCUGAUGUGUGCGAGGUUCCUUAAUUUACUGAUGAUAUCAGAAAUUAUCGGAGCGAAACUUGUGAUGAUCAAACGAAUGUUUGUGGAUACUUUUGCAUUCCUUGCGAUAACAACAGUGAUUACGGUGUGUUACAGCGUGUCAUAUUACGCCAUUCUCUACUCCGAGGACUCGGAACUUAGUUUCGCUGAGAUGGAGAGAGUGUUCGGCAAUGGAUUUUGGAUCUUAUUCGGGGAGUUAGCAUUGGAGCAAGGCCUAUUGAAGGAACCAGAGUGUACGUUCAACAGAACACUGUACAGUAGUGGAAAGGUGGAACGCUGCCCGUCAGAACUGGGGCUGGCUCUGGGUCCCUACCUGAAGGCCGUGUACGCUUUGUUCGCCAUCAUUCUCCUCUUAAAUCUUCUUAUCGCUAUGUACAGUCACACAUUUGAAGAAGUUCAUGAGAGGAGCAAGUUCUAUUGGGCGCUUCUUCAAACGGACUUCUUGGAAGAGUACAGUGUGAAAAGUAUCUUCCCAAUCCAUUUCCAGCUGUUAAUUUUACCAGUGUGUCUCGUCCACUUUAUCCUCUACUUCUUACGUUCUGGAUUUCAAAAAUGUGAUUGUAAAUGGAGAUAUGAACGAGAUGCCUACCGUGACUUAGAUGUCGAUGAAUACGAUAAGGACGUUGACGACCGUCUCAACCAUUGUCCGAUGUUUGUCAGAGAUCAGUGAAAGGAAACCAAAGUG
This is a messenger RNA of Ostrea edulis (European flat oyster), 7843 nucleotides long. RefSeq lists its product as uncharacterized. Gene Ontology annotation, molecular function: monoatomic ion channel activity; ubiquitin-protein transferase activity; zinc ion binding. Gene Ontology annotation, biological process: transmembrane transport; monoatomic ion transport; protein ubiquitination. Gene Ontology annotation, cellular component: membrane; cytoplasm. The coding region runs from base 3509 to 7828 and encodes 1439 amino acids. Lineage: Eukaryota; Metazoa; Mollusca; Bivalvia; Ostreida; Ostreidae. The transcript is spliced from 34 exons. The record is from RefSeq and is a predicted model, not a curated record.